This is a messenger RNA of Rhagoletis zephyria (snowberry fruit fly), 1138 nucleotides long. It is a transcript of the gene Kr-h2, whose product is annotated as transmembrane protein 33-containing Krueppel homolog 2. The record is from RefSeq and is a predicted model, not a curated record. Lineage: Eukaryota; Metazoa; Arthropoda; Insecta; Diptera; Tephritidae. Gene Ontology annotation, biological process: membrane organization; endoplasmic reticulum tubular network organization. Gene Ontology annotation, cellular component: endoplasmic reticulum; membrane.
UUAAUGUAAUUAUUCACUUUGCAGAUCAAAUAAAAUGAGUGACGACGCAAGUGAUAACCGACAAAAUAACGGUUCAACUUCAUCAUCUACACCACCUCUACAACAAGAUAGUAAUGGCAACAUAUUGGAGAAAAUGCAACAACAUGUUCGGACAAACAAAGUCGACGUAGCUAUGUGGGCUACGCGCAUGCUGACUGUUCUCUUCACAAUAAGCUACAUUGUACCAAUAAUAAGUAAUCAGCAGAGUUCAUUCAAUAAAGUAUUGCUAUCAAAUGCAGCAACGUCAGCAUUACGCCUACAUCAGCGUUUACCCUCGUUCACAUUUUCGAGGGAGUUUUUGGCACGCCUUUUUAUUGAAGAUUCUUGCCACUACCUUAUGUUUUCGCUUAUAUUCUUUAACGUACAACCUACACUUCUAAUUCUCAUUCCAAUUGUUCUGUUCGCUGUACUGCAUGCGUCUAGUUAUUCAUUGAAAUUACUGGAUAUUAUUGGACAAAACUCAUGGUGGGGGGCAAGAUUCUUGAUUUCGCUGGUUGAGUUCCAGGCUAGCAAUAUACUGAAAGCAGCGUCAUUCGCGGAGAUUUUCAUAAUGCCUCUGGCUGUAGUAUUCACUUUCAGAGGAAAAGCAGGACUUAUGACUCCGAUCGUUUACUAUCAUUUCUUGGUUAUGCGUUAUAGCUCCAGGCGUAAUCCAUACACCCGAAACGCUUUUGCGGAGCUGCGUAUAAAAGCCGAGGCUUUGGCGGCAUCAUCACCUGCUGUUGUUGGUAAGAUCAUACACAGUGGCAUUGCUUUCGUUAACCGCUUAGCGCCGCAACAACAACCGGAACAGCCAACAGCAGCACAAUAAACCCUCUACUGUUGUUUUUUGUUUCCAAUUCUAUAGUUUUCCACGUAAAUAUAUCAAAUGCACUUUGUAACAAUUUUUUAAUAGAUUAGAAUCAGAUACCUACUCAUCAAAACAUAAAAAGGACGUAAAAUUGUUAUAGCACCUUAAGAUGUAAAAGCGCGUGAACUUCAUGACAACAUGAUUGCCUUUUGAGGGUUGUAUGAAAACAUAAUAACAUAAAAGUAGAUUUAUAAAGAAGACGGUUUGUUGAAAAUUGGAAUGCAAUUGAGUGUGAAAUGUUCUUUUAAA